Messenger RNA from Caenorhabditis angaria, 1229 nucleotides. The record is from the annotation of a GenBank genome assembly. NCBI's taxonomy places the organism in Eukaryota, Metazoa, Nematoda, Chromadorea, Rhabditida, Rhabditidae.
AUGUCAACAGCAAUUCUUCUUGUUGGUUUCAUUGUUUAUGCAACUCAAGGUUUCCCCGAAUUCGAACCUAUUGCUGUUUUAGGAGGAGUAUUUUGGGCAAUCGGUAAUUCGACAGCAGUUCCAAUUAUGAAUUCAAUUGGAAUUGGAAUGGGAAUGUUAGUUUGGGGAACAACAAAUUGUAUUGCUGGAUGGGCUGCUGGAAGAUUUGGACUUUUUGGAAUAAAUGCAACUAUUCCUGCUUUGCCAAUUUUGAAUUAUUUCGGAUUGGUUUUGGUGAUUAUUGGUGGAUUUCUAUUUUCUCAACUUCAACCAACUGAAUGCAUUGAAAAUGAAAGAAGUCCACUUUUAGCUGAACCAGAUGAUGAACUUUUGGAUUCGCCUUCGGAAAAUAAUGUGAUUAUUCCUCGAGAUGAUAUACCACAACAUCUUGGUGCACAUCGAAAUCGCAAAAGAUUAAUGUAAAGUUUUCUGUGUUAUUUCAAUUGAAGUUUAUCGUUUGCCUUUUUUCAGUGCUGUAAUUGUUUCAUUGAUUGCUGGUGUAUUUUAUGGUGUCACAUUUGUGCCAGUAAUUUAUAUUCAAGAUCAUCCAGAAAUCUAUCCAACUGCUCCAAAAUCAGGUCUUGGAUUCGUUUUCUCGCAUUUUGUUGGGAUUUUUGUGACGUCAACUGCGAUUUUGAUAACUUAUGUGAUUUAUUCGAGAGUGAGUUUUGUAGAGAACAAAGUUAUGACGUGGCAAAAUUGAGUACUGUAAGAAAAUUCGAAUUUUUCGAAAAAUUUUAAGAUUCUCAUCACCAGAUCCUUUUUAAGAAUUCCGAAUCCAAAAUACAUUUUUUUUGAAUUUAUCAAGUAUCUGAAAAAAAUAAGAGUAUUUGAAAAUUCUGCUCUUUAAAAAAUGGAAUAUUUGCCACGUCAUAAUUUUUGGAUAAGAUUUUUGGAAUCUUUCAACAAAAUUUUUGCAGAACAACCCAUAUGUGAGCAAUAAAUUGAUUGGUCCCGGAUUAUUGGCUGGUGCAAUGUGGGGAACAGCUCAAUCUUCUUGGUUCGUUGCCAAUGACAAUUUGUCACAAGCUGUAUCAUUUCCAAUUGUCUCAAUGGUUCCUGGAGUUUGUGCCGCACUUUGGAGUGUCUUUUAUUUUCGAGAUAUUGAAGGACCAAGGAAUCUGAGACUUCUUGCCAUCGCAGUUCUAAUAACACUCACUGGAGCAAUUUGUGUUGGAAUUUCGAAAUAA